Molecule: messenger RNA, 546 nt
Organism: Mycosarcoma maydis (corn smut)
Lineage: Eukaryota; Fungi; Basidiomycota; Ustilaginomycetes; Ustilaginales
Exons: 3
Coding region: 1-546 (181 amino acids)
Biological process (GO): mitochondrial respiratory chain complex I assembly
Source: RefSeq, a predicted model, not a curated record
AUGGCGUCGAAAAGCAACGAACAAGUUGUCACCGAGACCUUCUCGGAACGAUCUCCCUUUGCUGAUGGUAUGACAGCAGCCGGUGCUAGUGCCGGUGCCGGUCUUUUCGUCAGCGCUAUCCAGAACAGUGUUCAGAGUCACAACAAGGGUGCUCUCGGUGUCUUUACUCGUACAGGAAGCACCAUUGCUCUUUUCACUGCAAUGGGAGGCAUCUUCUCGUACACCGACUCGACGGUCGCCAAUUUUAGACAGAAGGAUGAUGCUGUCAACGGAGCGAUCGGUGGUUGCGCUGCCGGUUUUGUGCUCGGUGCUGCCGCUCGCUCCGUUCCUAUGAUGUUUGGUGGUUGCGCUUCUCUCGCUGCAUUGAUCGGUACUUUUGAUGCGGCAGGUAAGUCGCUCCAGGGCACCUACGCGCGCGCAUCGCCAUAUGACUUUUCACAUGAUCACGACGCAGCUCCGGGCGCGCAAGGUUGGAGGGAAGCUCGAGAUGCCCGUCGUCAGAACUUCUUCAAGCAAAAGAAGGACGACGUCGAGUCUGAUGCAUAG